This is a messenger RNA of Thunnus maccoyii (southern bluefin tuna), 2483 nucleotides long. RefSeq names its product claudin 12 (gene cldn12). NCBI's taxonomy places the organism in Eukaryota, Metazoa, Chordata, Actinopteri, Scombriformes, Scombridae. Gene Ontology annotation, cellular component: plasma membrane. The transcript is spliced from 3 exons. The coding region runs from base 131 to 1144 and encodes 337 amino acids. The record is from RefSeq and is a predicted model, not a curated record.
UUCUGUUGAGCUCAAAUGUGUAAAAGAGCACCAGGCUGUAAUGCCACCACCUCCGCUAUAAACACAACAGGACUGCUGGAAAUAUAAGGAACUUUCCCAGUGGCCUCAGUUCCUGUCAGCACCAACUACCAUGACGUGCCGGGACAUCCACGCCACCAAUGCUUUUUCCUUCAUCAUUGCCUUUGUGUCUGUGGGAGGGAUUGCUGUGGCAGCGUUUAUCCCACAGUGGCGUGUAACGAGACUGGUCACCUUCAAUCGCAAUGCUAAGAAUGUCAGCGUGUAUGAUGGGCUGUGGGCUAAAUGUGUGAAACAGGAUGGCUACUCAGGAUGUUACUACUAUGAUUCAGAGUGGUACUCUAAGGUGGAUCAACUGGACCUGCGGCUCCUGCAGUUCUGCCUGCCUGCAGGCAUGCUGUUUGGCUCUCUAGCCUUGCUGCUGUGCAUGGCUGGGAUGUGUAAAACCUGCUGCUGUUCAGACAAACCCGAACCAGACAUUAAAACCAUCCGAUUCCUGGUGAACAGUGCAGGCUGUCACCUGGUGGCCGGGAUGUUCUUGUUCCUGGGCGGAGCUAUCGCCAUCGCACCCUCAGUGUGGUUCCUUUUCCGUACCAAGGAGAUGAACAUCAAAUAUGACAACAUUUUCUCUGACGGCUUUGCUGUGUAUGUAUCCAUAGGCUGCUCUGGAGGACUGAUGCUGGCCUCCCUGCUGAUGUUCAUGUGGUACUGUAUGUGUAAGAAGUUGCCUUCACCCUUCUGGUUGCCCCUGCCUUCCAUGUCGACCUCUCUGUCCGCUCAGCCUCUCACUGCCAACGGAUAUCCCCCAUCCCCAGUUUAUGGUCCUCAGCCCUUCCCGCCACAGACCUAUGCUCCCACAGUGAUCGAUUCCCAGCCUUACAUAGCCGCUCAGGCCUACGCACAAAGUGUGGCCGCCCCUGCACCACCACAGGUGUACAUGUCUCAGAUUUCUGCUCCAGAUGGGUACGGGUCAGAGGUGGGAGGGACCCAGGCUUACAGCUACGCUCCCUCACAGAGCUAUGCUCCUUCUCAGGGCUACGCAUCCAGCUACGCCGGCCACCGCUACUCAUCCCGCUCACGGAUGUCUGCCAUAGAGAUCGACAUUCCCGUGCUGACACAGGGACAGUAAGAGAAGGGAGGCUGAUAACGUCAGCAUACUGAAGGCUUCUGUUUAUGUACCUCAAUGACUUUCGCCACUGAUAAAACUAAUAGAGUAUGAUAGAUGAACAUUAAUAAGAGCCAUUUACAGCCUGAGUGAUAGCUUCAAGAAUCCAGUUAGUCAGCCCAGGUCUGUAAAUUGCUGAUUAUGGAAGAUGAGAGCCUGUCAAAAGAACCUGGAGGUGCUAUAUGAAGGAUGAGGAUUUUCUGUACAACAAAUAUCACUACAGCACUGGUGCAAAUAACACUAUAUUUAGCUUAGUAUUGUAGAGCAUUUUAAACAUUUACUUUCAUUUACAGCCAGAAAUACUGAAAGACACCUCAACCAACCGGCCUGUUUCACAGUUUCACCAGCUGAGUGUGAAAGUGUUAGCUGAGCGCUAACGCUAAUUGGCUGCUCCUUGCCUGCUAGGAAACAGUAACUAGUAUUUGGUAUAUGGCUGAAUAUAAAUUCAUGCCCUACUUUAAAUUAAAUGAAGCGGUUACACUGGCUGCCAAAAUAACAGCAAGUUAUGAAAAUUAUGUUUUUCUGUUACUUUUGUAUGUUGUAUGAAUCACAAAUGAUUUGUCACUUUUCUGUGCACAGCUAACUUUAUGGAUCUGUUCUGUCAUGACUACUAAAAUAUUGUUUUUUGACUGGAUAACUACUAAAAGACCCACUUGUUUGUAUACUUCUGUGUCUGUUAUGUAACAGGAUUUGUUAAUGUGACAGUGCCCUGUGAAGAGCAGCUGUUAUAGUUUAUAAUGCACUAAUUAUGUGAAUACUGUGCCAGUUUACAUUGCCAUUAACUGUUUUUGUUUAUCGUAUUUUUUUUAAUGUAUGGCCUCUAACAUGAUACUUAAUCACUUAAUUGUAACAAGCUUCCACAUCGGUGUUUAUGGCACAAAAGAUGACACUAAGAAAUUUGUUAGCUUUGUUAAAUUGAAUGUACAGACGCAGAUUUUAUUGUUGUGUAGAACUACAUUUUUAUUAUGAAGCGCAGCAGAAAAGACAGGAUUAAGAACGCUGUUCACAUCUGCUCAACUUGUCUUUUGAAUGAUCAGCUGAUAAAUAAAAAGCAGUUGGUAUUUAACUUUUGCCAACCUAGCUAGAAGUGUAAUUUUGUGGUGGUAGUACUUGUUAUUAAGCCAAAAUUAACUUAUAGUUUAAUUUUUGCCUUUUCUAUAUUUUGCAUAAUGAGCACUGAUCAACAUUUCUUCAAAGUCUAAUAUGUUCGUCAUUUUCAUCUACAAUGUUGAGGUCAAUGAAAGAAACAUGUUUUUCUACACUGUCAUCUUAUUUGUUUGUAUUAAAUAUAAACUACAAUAUA